AUCUGCUGAGAGAGACCACAAGCGAUAUUGUUUUUCAUUUCCUAAUUUAAGUAUAUGUCCUCUGAAAAAAAAAUUCCUUAGUUUUGGAUAAAGUGUAAAAGGGUUAUUAUCUCUCUCAGGUUUUUACUGCUAUCUGGGACUCCAUUAAAGAGAUUUAGGCUCCUUUCACACUAGGCGCCAGCUCCCACUAGCUCAGCGGGAGAUCUAUCGCAGAUCUCCGCUCACGGGACCAUCUCGGUCCCCAUCGAGACGAAACGUUGGGAGGCGACGUUCUGGCGUCACCGCGUUAAGUAUUUACACCCGGAAGAUACGGGCGUUUGUUCGCGGAGCCGGCCGGCUCGCCUUUUUUACAUGCUGUAAUACGUCUACUUUGAUGUAAGUGCACAUCUUUUUAUCUUAUUAAAAAACCUAAAGGAUCUUAUGCUAUGGGAGUUCUCCUUUCUUUUUAAACAUAUGUACCGGUAUACUGCUUGAGGCCAUCCAUCGCUGUGACCGUCCCAGCUUGGUGAUAUGCUGUGAGGAUACCAUUAUCAUAUGCUGUCUAUGAUCUCCUGUAAUAAGAGAUCGUAGAGUUCCGAUUAUACAAAAAAAGAGACAAACUGCUUGUCCCAAAAGAACCUGCAGAAGGGACUCCCAACCUUAUAAGCGCGUUUAGCUGCCCAAGAGAAGGAACCGCAUCCGGGAGAGGCUGAACCCGGACGGAAGCUACCGAAUGCAGAAGAUACCUGCACAUGAGUACAAGUUGGAAGGAGAGCAUCCCAUUGGCUGAGAGGUUAAUCAUCAAUACAUAUUCCUGGUUACUUGAGUUCAUUUCUACACUGCCCAUUAUACUGCAAUGGGUAUAUAAGUGGUGACCACUUUUCUACCUUUCAGCAUUUCUCUUUGCUCACUAGUGUGGUCCAUCCUGAGGCUCCAUCAUCUUAAAAAAUGCUGACAAUAUCAUUAAUAUGGGGAUCGGUUGUGGCUCUAUGCUGUUUUUUCUGGCUUAUUUUUGGCAUUAGAAGACGGCAGCCAGGUGAACCACCUUUAGAAAAUGGGCUCAUUCCCUAUAUGGGAUGUGCCUUGCAGUUUGGGGCCAACCCUCUCGAGUUUCUCAGGUCGAGGCAAAAGAAAUUUGGGGACAUCUUCACCUGCAAGAUUGCUGGACAAUACUUUCAUUUCAUCACUAACCCUUUUGCAUUUAAUUCAGUGAUGCGACAUGGGCGAUACUUUGACUGGAUGAAAUUCCACUUCUCAACAUCGUCCAAGGCUUUUGGGCACAGCAGCUUCCACCCUGUGGAUGGCAACACAACCGAAAACGUGCAUGAAACAUUCAUAAAAUCCUUGCAGGGCGAUGCCCUGGAUUCUCUGAUUUCUAAUAUGAUGGAGAACCUUCAACACACCCUAUUUCAUCUCAGUUUAUCUAAAGAAAACAAAAAUGACUGGAUAAAUGGUGGUCUCUAUGCCUUCUGUUACCGUGUGAUGUUUGAAUCCGGAUACUUGACUAUGUUUGGCAAAGAGCUGAAGGCAAAGGACGAGAAGAACCUAGCUAGAAAAGAAGCAGAAAGAGCUUUCUUUCUUAAUGCUCUUGAAAACUUUAAAGAGUUUGACAAAAUUUUUCCUGCUCUUGUAGCAGGCCUGCCAAUUCACGUCUUUAAAACAGGACACAGUGCCAGAGAGAGUCUGGCCAAAGAUCUCCUUCCGGAGAAAGUCAAGCAAAGAAUCAAUAUUUCCAGCCUCAUCUACAACAGGAUGUUCAUGAAUGAAGCUACUGCCAUGAAUGACUCAGAAAAAGCAAGGACCCAUGUGGCACUCCUCUGGGCUUCCCUAGCUAAUACACUCCCAGCAACAUUUUGGACUGUCUACAACAUCCUCAGGUGCCCAAAUGCAAUGAAGGUGGCAACUGAAGAAAUCAAACAUGUCUUGGAAAAAGCUAAUCAGAAAGUUUCAUUGAGUGAAGGUUUAAUUCUCCUAAAUCGGCAACAGCUGGAGGAUAUGCCUGUCUUAGAUAGCAUUAUUAAAGAAUCGAUGAGGUUAUCAAGUGCAUCAAUGAACAUCAGAGUUGCCCAAGAGAACUUUGUUUUACAACUAGAUGAUAUGGGGGCAUACAAAAUCCGCAAAGAUGACAUCGUAGCAUUUUACCCACAGACAAUACAUCUGGACCCUGAGAUUUAUGAAGAUCCCCAGUCAUUCAAAUAUGAUCGUUAUCUGGAUGAAAAUGGGAAAGAAAACACAGACUUUAAGAAAAAUGGAAAGAAACUGAAGUUUUACUACAUGCCAUUCGGAUCAGGGAAAACCAAGUGCCCCGGCCGUCAAUUUGCAGUCCAUGAGAUCAAGCAGUUUGUGACCUUGCUGAUUUCUUACUUCGAUAUGGAUCUUGUGGAGAAAAAUUCCAAAACCCCACCACUGGAUGAAUCCCGAGCAGGCCUGGGAAUUCUGCAGCCAACUUACGAUGUAGAUUUCAAAUACCGAUUAAAAGUCUUCUAAGCAUAACUACCUGACAUAUACAGUAACAGCUUUGUAAAUUUUGUAAUUAGUUCUGAAAAUUGGUUCUUGCUCUCAAUACAAAAGUUUUUCUGUAGCCCAUUUAUAGUGUUUUAACUAUAAAUCAUAUUGUAAAUAUUGGUGAUUUUCUUUGUAAGCAUUUACGUUUUAAACCAAGGACAUGUUCUAGAUGGACUCAACUAGAAAAUGUAUUGAACUGUAUAUUGCUAUGUACUGUCUGUACAAAAAACUGCCAAAGAUUAAUAUAUGUGAGUGAAACAUUAUAGAGCAUUUAUGUUCUGCUCUCUUACCCCACUGUAGGAUUACUUAACUUCGAUCUAUCGUUGUCUAUUUAAAUGUAUGUGUAAAUAAAUAUUUUUUAUUUAAAAAAAAAAAA
Molecule: messenger RNA, 2860 nt
Organism: Rana temporaria (common frog)
Lineage: Eukaryota; Metazoa; Chordata; Amphibia; Anura; Ranidae
Product: cytochrome P450 7A1
Exons: 8
Coding region: 928-2466 (512 amino acids)
Biological process (GO): cholesterol homeostasis; bile acid biosynthetic process
Molecular function (GO): oxidoreductase activity, acting on paired donors, with incorporation or reduction of molecular oxygen; steroid hydroxylase activity; heme binding
Source: RefSeq, a predicted model, not a curated record